Colius striatus (speckled mousebird) is the source of this 1200-nucleotide messenger RNA. RefSeq names its product solute carrier family 31 member 2 (gene SLC31A2). The coding region runs from base 75 to 485 and encodes 136 amino acids. The record is from RefSeq and is a predicted model, not a curated record. The transcript has 4 exons. Gene Ontology annotation, biological process: copper ion transmembrane transport. Gene Ontology annotation, cellular component: membrane. Gene Ontology annotation, molecular function: copper ion transmembrane transporter activity. NCBI's taxonomy places the organism in Eukaryota, Metazoa, Chordata, Aves, Coliiformes, Coliidae.
GCUCCCGGCGCGCCGAGCUCCGCGUCACCGCCGCGACGGGACGGGACGGGCCGGGCCGGGCCCGCGCCGCCGUCAUGCAGAUGUCCUUCUACUUCUCGGACAGAGCAGUGCUGCUCUUUGAUUUCUGGAGUGUCCACAGCCCCACAGGGAUGGCUCUGUCAGUGCUGCUGGUGCUGCUGCUGGCCCUGCUUUAUGAAGCUGUGAAGAUGGGCAAGGCCGUGCUGCUGCGGCGGGUGCUGCUGGCGCUGCCCCUCAGCCUGGGCCAGGAGCCGCUGCUGGAGCCGCAGGAGGGGGGCACCGGCCCUGCCCAGGGCAGGUGGUUUCGGUACCACGUCGGGCAGACGCUGUUCCACGUGCUGCAGGUGGUGCUGGGCUACGUGGUGAUGCUGGCUGUCAUGUCCUACAACGCCUGGAUCUUCCUGGGGGCCAUUGCAGGCUCCACACUGGGCUAUUUCGUGGCGUACCCGCUGCUGGGCCGGGGCUGAGCCCCCUGGCAGGGUGGGCUGUGGGCUCCACACCUCCUGCUCCUGUGUGUGAAUUGCUGCUGUCACUUCUGCUGGGCCUGUCCUUGUCCCCUGCGCUGUGCAGGACGCAGCGCCCCAGGGACUUGCUGCAGGGACCCUGGUGCUGGCGCUGCCUGGGGCCGGGGGUGCUGGGCACGGGGAGCCCUGGGGGCUGUGCGGCCGCUGUCCCUGGCUGGGACCAUCCCCCUGCUCUCAGGGAGCUUUGGCCAGGUGAUGAUGGAUGAGGUGGGGGGGAUGCUGGGCAUUUCCUUCCCCCUCCUCAAUAUUCAGGGAGGUUCGUCCUGGUUAGAAGGGGAAUGGACCAGUGACCUGCUGGGGACAGACACUGCUGCCCUCCUGCCCUGCACCAAGCCUCUCUUCACACAGUGCCUUCUGGGGAUAAGGGGGGUUCCUCGUGGCCCCCCCAGCCCAGUGCUUCAGGGAUGGGCCCGGUGGUGUGACUGUGCUGAGGGGAAGCUGCUGCAGCUGCCUCUUGCUGCUUCCUCGAGACACCUCUUUGCAUCAAAUCAUCUCAGUUGUCCAGUUCCUGGGUCGUGUUGCUACUGAUGGGCUCAGGAUGUGACCCCCUCCUGCUCACAGGGAUCCCCAGCCCUUCCCCCCAGCACAGCCCCAGGGGCUGGCUCAGGAAUAAGAACAGUCUCCUCUGGCUUUAAAUAAAGCUUUUCCAUUUUAUUAA